Messenger RNA from Caenorhabditis angaria, 1436 nucleotides. The record is from the annotation of a GenBank genome assembly. NCBI's taxonomy places the organism in Eukaryota, Metazoa, Nematoda, Chromadorea, Rhabditida, Rhabditidae.
AUGAGUUCUGUCUUUUUUCUAUCGAUUGUAGUUAUUUCAAUUAUUUCAGUUUUAUUUAGUGUUUAUAUUCAUCGACCGGAUUUUCCAGAAUUAGAAAUUGAACUUGUAAGUUUUCCAGGCACGCGCGAUUCUUAAUGGAUUAAUUAAUUAAUUUUAGGAUAAUUAUUGGAAACUUGACGACCCUGUAAAAGAUGAUGAUACAAUUUAUAGUUAUUCAAUUGAUGUCGACACCAAUGUUAUUGAUGAUUUCAAAAAUCGAUUAAAAUCUGAAAAAGUUUUCGGAACUUCACAAUUUCUUCAGAAUCUCACCAAAGUUCUUCUUGAUUUUGAUUGGAAACAACAUCAGAAUUUUCUCAACACUUUCAAGCAAUAUAAAACUGAAAUCGAGGGUUUGAAUGUGCAUUUUCUUCGUAUUUCUACCCCGAUUAGUGGCAAGAAGAAAACUCUGGUACCAAUUUUGAUGCUUCAUGGUUUUCCUGGAAGUUUUUGGGAUUUUUUCAAGGUGUGUUCUGAUUUUUUCUAUAGUUUCAAAUAUUCUAUUUCAGUUAAUCCCAAUUUUGACCAAUCCAACAAGAUAUGGAUUUGACUUUGGUGUGAAGGAAUCAAUCCAGUUUGAAGUGAUCAUUCCAAGUUUGCCUGGAUUCUUGUUUUCCGGAAAAUCAGAGAAAAAUGAAUUCGACAUCAUCGCAUCUGCAAGAAUUCUCGGAAAAUUGAUGAGACGAUUAGAUCUUCAAAAAUAUUUUGUUCAUGGUGGAGAAGGAAUCGGAAGUGAUCUCGCAACAUUAAUCGCAUCUCUCUAUCCAGCAAGAAUUCAAGGAUUACACUUAUCCAAUCCAUUUGUUCGUCCAACAUUUUCUACUUUCACAUUAUUGAAAUAUGCCUACAAUGCUUAUCAAAGAUCAGAGAACAGUAAUUAUACAGAUAUUGUUGAAUAUUUUGCAAGUGACAAAUUUGCAUGGCCCUCAAAUCCUGAUUCAAUUUCAACAUCUCUUGGGAAUAGCGCAAUUGGAACAGUGAAAUAUAUCUCGAAUCUUUGGUCGUUAUAUUCCCUAACUUCCUCUAAUGACACACUGAACUUGCAUUUUACACUGGAUGAGAUUUCUACCGAAAUCUAUCUAUAUUGGAUAACCCAAACUCUUCCAAGUGCUCUACAAAUUCAUGGAAACAGUUAUACUUCAGAGGCGAUUUGGCAAAGUGCCCAAGUUCGAAUCCCAACAGCGAUUGUGUAUUCCACAAAUACACCGUGGAGGUGUGAACCGGAAAUUUUGAGCGACAAAUAUCUCAAUCUCACCAGGUAGGAUUGUUGUUGGAAUCUCAUUUUCAAAAAAAUUUUUAGGGUGAACGAGUUACCAAAAGGCGGGCUAUUCCACUAUCUCCAGGAUCCCAACAAGGUUGCUGAGGAUAUUUUUUCAUUUGUCGAACUUCAAUUAUUAUGA